AUGGACGCUUCAAACAUGUCCUUUGAAGCAAAGAUUGCCAUGGCGUUGGGAGGAUCUAGUUGGCAAAGUCUACAGAACAGUAGCACUGCGGAUCCCGUUACUACAGUUGAACAGGCAGCCGGUGCGGAUGAAGAGUAUGAAGACAGUGAUGAUGAUGAUGAUGAUGAUGAUGAUGAAGACGGACAUGGCGGAAACGGAAUUCCCAUAGUGGACGAGGUUGUAGAUACGGGCGCAGCUCAGGAGCCAGAAGUCGAUAAGGCCCUACUCCAGAAACGUAAGAAAAGGCUGGAGCGGUUUGAAAAGACCAUUACCAGAGAUGCGGGAGAGGUGGUUGAGACAAUUGACAUUGCCUCGCUCACACCCAUCUCACAACAAGUGUCAUGGGACCAGGACCCAGAGCUUCUUUGUUGCUACAACUGGCAAGCCUCUACAGAUGGUACCAACACUAUCUUCGUCCCGGGUGAGCCAGCAAAAUGGCAGCAGCCAGCUCUACCACAUCAUUUAGAGCGAGACAGCGGUUUCCAAUACCAAGAUUACAACUAUGCACGGAAGCCAAAGAAUCCUUAUUCUCCUAUGUUCCAGGCACUCAGCGUCAUGAACCCCAAUUUUACGUUCCAUGACGUUGACAUUCUGGCCGAUCGCAACAAUCUCCGCGUGUUGCUCGAAGUUGCUCAGGGCAAAGCCAACGGGCCAUUUCGAUUAAACGUAUACCUGGUCUUCAACACUCUAGUCAUUGUACGCCGCGAGUCACGUUGGUGGAAACUUUCAGACGGCCACAGCUACGGCAUCAAUUUCGAGCGAGACUUUACCACGACAACGGACGACAUGCGUGACGCAACAAGCCACUACCGCGCCAUCCGCUACAAAAUGGGUCCCCUGAACGUAGUCUGCCGCUUCGAAGCAGACGCCUACGAUGACAAUAUGAGAAACGACAACCUCACAGCAUCCGAGGCCGCAGCCACAACCGGCAACGGUGCAGGCCCAACCACCAGGCCCACCUUCAACUACAACGCUCCCAUCCGCGUGCUCCAAAAGGGCCACAUCGUCCCCACCGCGCAAAUGGUCGAGCUAAAAACACAAGCCUACCACCCGGAAAGCAGCACUCUAGUACAGUGCCAAGACCAACUCUGGUUCGGCCGCACAUGCCUCUUAUUCACCGCCCCUUACGACAAAGAGACGGGCCGUGUACAGCGCGUAAAGAAGGAAGAUGCAACAGAGCGCGUAGCGAGGUGGGAAGAAGCGCAGCAAGAAGCGCUCCAGAAACUCGUUGCGCUACUCAUUCGCAUCCGCGCCGUGCUCGUGCGCGAACGCAGACCCAACCGCGCCGUUGUUCUUGUGCGAGAAGCAAAGAGCGGACCCCUCGUGCUGCGCACAAUGGAGGAGAGAAGUCACGCCGUCGACAGGGAAACUCGAGAACUCUUCUGGCCGCUGCGACCUCAGUCGUUUGCCGGAUAUCGGGGACGCGCCGCCGACCGUGGUAGGGGGUCUUUUCACAGUGAGCGCGGUCGUGGGCAGCGUGCUGGACAGGGUGGUAGAGGUAACUUUGCCCCUUCUUUUCCUCCUCCUCCUUUUCAUGGAAGGGGCCAGUAUCCUCAGCAGCAGCAGCAGCAGCAGCAGCCGCAGGGUUGGGUGCCGCCGUAUCACAAUGCUACUCGUGGCCGUGGACGGGGCCAGUUUCGUGGCGGCGCUUCGUCCGGUCCGACGUAUCAUGGUGACCAGAGGUCGGAUGCGGGACAAGGGCGGGGUGCGGGCAGGCCGAAACAUGUUGGUCGUGGUCAAAGCCAGACAUGUCCUUAUUGA
Bipolaris maydis ATCC 48331 is the source of this 1800-nucleotide messenger RNA. RefSeq lists its product as uncharacterized. Lineage: Eukaryota; Fungi; Ascomycota; Dothideomycetes; Pleosporales; Pleosporaceae. The record is from RefSeq and is a predicted model, not a curated record.